Messenger RNA from Thamnophis elegans (Western terrestrial garter snake), 1178 nucleotides. RefSeq names its product TNF superfamily member 15 (gene TNFSF15). The transcript has 3 exons. Gene Ontology annotation, molecular function: tumor necrosis factor receptor binding. Gene Ontology annotation, biological process: immune response. Gene Ontology annotation, cellular component: membrane. Bases 120 to 689 code for a protein of 189 amino acids. NCBI's taxonomy places the organism in Eukaryota, Metazoa, Chordata, Lepidosauria, Squamata, Natricidae. The record is from RefSeq and is a predicted model, not a curated record.
GGGUGGCGGCCGGCAUGAAUCAACGUCUGGAUUUUGUUUGGCCGGAGAAAUGUCGAGGAUCCGAGCAGGCCGAUGUUGACGGGUGAACCAUCUGGCCCCUUUUGCUUUUAACCUGUCUCAUGGCUCUCUUUCCUCUUUUGCAGACUCUGAUGGAAAGGAUGCCUGAAGCCCAAAAACAACACGGGGAGCCACUUUGCAAGCAGUGCGAUUCCACAAUCCAGCCAAACGUUUACGCACGAGCCAACUCUAAUGUCUCUCAGAGCAAAUGUGUGAACGGGAUCUGGGCGAAUUUAAGCCUCCUUUGGAACAUUCAGUCUGAAGUGGGCGACUUCCAACUGGAUAAGGAACGUAUUUCGCUCAUCAUCCCCAAAGAUGGGAGAUAUUUUGUGUACUCUCAAGUGACCUUUUCCUGUUUUCGGUGCAAUUGCGAAGAAGACCGUUGCUGCAGGAUGAAAUCUAAAACAGUGUGGCUGAAGAUGCAGUACAAAACUCCAGCGUAUGAGAACUCUGCAUGGACAGACUUUCUCAUAUCUACCAGUCGCAUGGAGAACAACUCGAUUAACAGCGUUUAUGUGGGAGGUAUCAAGUUACUCGAGAAAGGUGACAGGGUUAUGGUGACUGUUUCCCAUCCUGGAUUGGUAGAGCCAGAUCAGUAUUACACCUUUUUUGGCGCGUAUUUCAUUAGCUAAAGUUAGGAAUCCCUCAACCGCGUAGCAUGAGCGACAGGGUUGGGUUGGAGUCGUGGGAGGGUUGGGCUAAACUGGGCACUGUUGAAAACAAAGGGGAAAAAUUGAAAGGAAUCUCAGGGCUAAUACGACUUCCCCCAUACGUUCCCCGUCCCGUCGGAAAUCCUCCUCGCUUCCACCCGCGAAGGAGAGCCGGAGAAAGUCAGGAGGUCCAACUGGGUAGUUCUCAACUUACAGCCGUGCGUUUAGCCGAAGGUUCAAAGCUAAAAGGGGCAGGGAAGAAAAGGGUCUCGUGAGUCCAUCAUUUUUUACACUUUGCAACUGUUGCGUCAUCCCCACGCCCGUGCGGUCGGAAUUCAGGCUCUUGACCACGGAUGCGUGUUUAUGACAGUUGUGGUGUCCCCCGGACUCGUGUGAUCUCCUUUUGGUUGACUUGGCCUUCUGUCCUUCUGAGGUCGGUAAAACGAGGACCCGGAUUGUUGGGGGGGAGGG